AUGGUGAAGUGCUUUGUUGUAGGUUGUAAGACAGGAGGUGACAAGACAUUAUCAAGUAAUGAUCAUGUCUGUUCCAAACAUUUUAAAGAAGAAUAUAUAAUCAAAACGAAAACCAUUCUCGAUCAAGCCUAUCCAUUAAAGAUUUGGAAGUUGACAGCCCAAGCCGUUCCCACACUUAACCUAUGGAAUAAUGGAGAGCAAGAAACAAAGAUGAGGAAGAGCAAAAGUAAAAAGAAUAUUGAUGUAGAACAGUGGAAGAAAACACUUGAAUCACAUUACACCAGUCCUCAGCCACUUCAAUUGCUGGACAAUAAUUUAAUAGUAGUAGUUCCCAACACAGUUGACAGGUUAGCAGCUGAUGUUGAGAUGACAGAUCCUCAACCGGACAAUGACAAUAAAGAUUCAGUCAAUCAACCAAUCAUCAUUGAGGAAGUUGAGCAACCAGUCAUAGAGGCAGUCGACAAUGCUAUAUUUGAUCCCACAAAAGCAAAGCUUCCUAGCUCAUGGAGAUGGUGUUCUGGCUGUGAAAGUUAUCAAGAGGAUGAUCCUAUUGCUAACAAGAUAACUGCUGUUAGAUUUGGUGUAAUUAACAACACCAAAGUUAUCCUCAAAAUGAUAACAAUUGCUGGUGAAGAAGUGUCUUACACCGUAAAGGGAGCGCUUAUCAAACCACCCGAGUUCCUGCCGAAAUCCAUCGGAAAAGUAGAAGAACUCACAGAUCUCUUGUCUCGUUUCGACUCAGCCAAUAUUUGUGGUGGUUUCAAAUUUGAUUUUGAGAAAGCACUUUCACCCUCCCUGAAGAAAGCCACAGUCAAGGAGUAUGGUGAACGGCGAUCAAAGUUGUGCAUUCGGAUUCUUCAAAAAGGUUCAACCUGCUACAGAUGCCAGCACCUGAAUAAUUUAGCGGCUGGUGAGUCGCUGAAACCAAAUAAAAUGGAUGGACUUUUAGAACGAAGCCAGACAUUAACCAACGAAAAUCGCCUGUUGAAACGAAAGUUGGAUCGUAAGGAAAGACUGAUCAAGAACAAGAAAUCAAAGAUUCAAGGAAACUUACUGCAAAUUGCCAAAUCUCUUCAAGAGCAAGGAUCAACCGUUAUAGAGUUACGGUUGAUAAAAAGUGUAAGACGAAAGACUGAAGAUCAAGACCCACAGGUGAGCUACCCGUGGAUUGCUGGCGAUCUCGCCUGCCAACACUAUUCCAUAAAGUUUGCAAAGAAUUUUACCCGUCCAAAAUGGGCUUUGACUUCUUUCCCCGGAAGUGGAGUUACAUGGACACGACAGCUAAUCGAAGGUGUAACAGGGAUAUACACUGGAACUGUCUACGGACCCGAUGAGCCCGGUAUCAUCGAUGGAAAACAUUAUGGGAACCAGGCAGAUUUCAAUUGCGGAUGCACCAUUCUCAUUAAGGAUCAUGGAUAUCCAGAGACUUAUCCCUUUUUGGGGAGUUCUAGUGUGUACGAAAACCGAGGAAUUCUUCUUCUUCGAAAUCCUAUAGAAGCCCUUUUUACCUCUGCUCAUUACCUCUGGAGUGACAACAAACAAAAAGAAUUCGCAAAUGCGCAAAAAUUGCAGCAGGAUCAUCCGUGUGUUCUCCAACUGAUACAAGAUAUUUAUGUACGUCAGCCAUCUCCUAGAAACAUCCCCUAUAAACUUGUUGAACCUGAGUUAGUUGAUCCCUCCGAUGGACAAUCCAAGGGAAUCCUGCGACUUUUGCGCAAUCAUACGAAUGGCUUUUUUGUCGAGUGUGGUGCUUUUGACGGUGAAUACCUUUCCAAUACGUUAUACAUGGAGCGAUCGCUUAAUUGGACUGGCCUAUUGAUUGAAGCCGAUCAAAAUGCUUUUCAUAAACUUUCAUCCCGUAACCGGAAAGCUUAUACAACACCAGUUUGUCUGAGUACGAAACCAUAUCCUAUUCAAGUAUUGUAUAAUACAUCUGAUUCACUUUAUAGUGCUAUCGUCGAGAAAGAUGGUGAUAAUAAACCUGAACACGAGAGUAGCAGUCAAAAUGAAGAUACUUUAACAGUUAAUACCACAGCAAAUAUUCACAAAAAACAAUGUUUCCCUCUCUACUCCCUACUGCUCGCCAUUGGCAGAACUGAAAUUGAUUAUUUCAGUUUAGAUGUCGAAGGUUUCGAGUACAAAAUAUUACAGACUAUCCCUUGGCUCAAAGUCGGCAUUAAGACGUUAACUGUGGAGUGGAAUCACGCACCUGAAGGUGAAGCUGCCAUAACUCGUUUGAUGGAAAGCAACAAAUUCGUCAAGUUCGGUCAUAUUGAAAUGUCAUUUUCACGCGAUGUUGUUUACGUGCAAGAUUUUCUUAACGACCUUAGACUCUAUUAAUAAAUAGACAUGAAAACCUG
Messenger RNA from Daphnia pulex (common water flea), 2360 nucleotides. RefSeq lists its product as uncharacterized. The record is from RefSeq and is a predicted model, not a curated record. The transcript is spliced from 12 exons. NCBI's taxonomy places the organism in Eukaryota, Metazoa, Arthropoda, Branchiopoda, Diplostraca, Daphniidae. Bases 1 to 2340 code for a protein of 779 amino acids.